This is a messenger RNA of Wyeomyia smithii (pitcher-plant mosquito), 1563 nucleotides long. RefSeq lists its product as uncharacterized. Lineage: Eukaryota; Metazoa; Arthropoda; Insecta; Diptera; Culicidae. Gene Ontology annotation, biological process: DNA integration. Bases 1 to 1563 code for a protein of 520 amino acids. The transcript has a single exon. The record is from RefSeq and is a predicted model, not a curated record. Gene Ontology annotation, molecular function: nucleic acid binding.
AUGGUCUUUGGGCGCAAGUUUCGGCUCCAAACCGAUCAUGCACCGUUACUUCGUAUAUUCGGCUCGAAAAAGGGCAUUCCCGUGUACACCGCCAACAGAUUGCAACGGUGGGCCCUGACGCUGCUUAUGUAUGAUUUUACCAUCGAAUACGUGGCCACGGAGAAGUUCGGUCACGUGGAUGUGUUAUCUCGCCUCAUCAACCAACACGUUCGAUUGGAUGAGGAUUACGUCAUCGCUUCUAUAUCGCUUGAGGAUGAUGUCAGGUUAGUUGCUUUCGAUUCCUUUCGAUUCGAAGUUCAGCAAAGUACAGAGAACGAUCCGGUUCUCAGUAAGGUGGUUCAGUACAUUCACCAGGGCUGGCCAUCCAAGCAGACCGUGGCAUCCAAUCCUGAGCUGCAGCAAUUCUACAACCGACGGGAAUCUCUCACUACUGUACAGGGAUGCGCACUUUUCGGUGAGAGACUAGUUAUUCCGUCUCGUCUACGAAAACGUUGUCUGGAUCAGUUACAUACUGGCCACCCGGGAAUCGGAAGAAUGAAGGCCAUUGCCCGAAGCUACGUGUACUGGCCUGCGAUUGAUGCUGAAGUCGAAAAGGCCGUUAAGGCGUGCACACAGUGCGCGCUUGCUGCAAAGACAUCCCCUCGAGUCGCACCUGUACCUUGGCCAAAACCACAACGGGCAUGGGAACGGGUCCAUGUGGACUACGCCGGACCGCUCGAUGGAGACUGUUUUUUACUGGUAGUGGACUCCUUCACCAAGUGGCCCGAAAUAGUGCAAACAAGCCACAUCACAACCACAGCAACUAUCAAGAUUCUGCGAAGCCUUUUCGCACGCAUGGGGAUGCCAGAGCUGCUAGUAUCCGAUAUUGGCACACAGUUCACCAGUGCCAUGUUCGGAAAAUUUUGCAGUAUGAACGGCAUUGAACACACCACUACGGCACCGUUUCACCCGCAGUCGAACGGGCAGGCGGAACGGUUUGUCGAUACCUUCAAAAGAGGUAUCAAGAAAAUUCGAGAAGGGGAAGGUCCGAUUCAGGAAGCACUGGACCUGUUUCUCUUGAAGUACCGAAGCACUCCAAAUCCGGCAGUCGUGGGUGGAGUAUCGCCAUCAGAAGCAAUGUUUGGACGUCGAAUCCGAACCAACCUCGAACUGUUGCGGCCACCAACAGAUCGUCAGCAAGCAGAACAAGAAGAAGACCAGCAGAAACCCCGAAGCUUCAACAAGAAAGAUCCAGUGUAUGUAAAGGUUUACAACCGGAACUCGUGGUCAUGGGUUCCUGGUACCAUUGUAGAACAAAUUGGAGGAGUGAUGUAUAAUGUGCGCACCGAAAAACGUCGUUUAGUGCGGUCACACGUUAAUCAGCUAAGAAAACGGUUACCGAGUGCUGAAUCUUUUGAAGAAACGUCGGGUUUGCCAUCAAAUCCGCUCCCUUUGGAUGUUUUGUUAAGCGCUUGGAACUCACCGAGCACAUCUGUUUUACCAUCAUCGGCUACGUUUUCCCCCUGUGUCUCCAGCAUUGACGAUUCCGUCCAUAUCACCACUACGAUCAUCGGUUCCUGCUAG